Gopherus flavomarginatus (Mexican gopher tortoise) is the source of this 4390-nucleotide messenger RNA. Its product is annotated as ras GTPase-activating protein 4-like. NCBI's taxonomy places the organism in Eukaryota, Metazoa, Chordata, Testudines, Testudinidae. Bases 73 to 2490 code for a protein of 805 amino acids. The transcript has 21 exons. The record is from RefSeq and is a predicted model, not a curated record. Gene Ontology annotation, biological process: regulation of GTPase activity; intracellular signal transduction.
GCUGGGUUCAGUCCCCAGUGUCCUGCAGCCGGGCCGGGCUCGGGGCGGCUGCAGCUCAGACUGGCUCCUGCCAUGGCCAAGAGGAGCUCGCUGUUCAUACGGAUCGUGGAAGGGAAACACUUGCCAGCUAAGGACAUCACGGGCAGCAGUGACCCUUACUGCAUCGUGAAAAUCGACAAUGAAGCUAUCAUCAGGACAGCCACGGUCUGGAAGACGCUAUCCCCAUUCUGGGGGGAGGAAUAUGAGGUACAUCUGCCGCCCACCUUCCACAGCGUCUCCUUUUACGUGAUGGAUGAAGAUGCGCUCAGCCGCGAUGAUGUUAUCGGGAAAGUCUGUGUCACUCGAGACGUGCUGACUGCGCAUCCGAAGGGCUACAGUGGCUGGCUGAACCUGACCGAAAUCGAUCCCGAUGAGGAGGUGCAGGGGGAAAUCCACCUCCAGAUCGAGAUCCUGGGCAGUGAUGCAGCGAGGAAGCUGCGCUGCAGCGUGUUUGAAGCCAGAGAUUUGGCUCGGAAAGACCGGAACGGCGCUUCCGAUCCCUUUGUCAGAGUUCGCUACAACAGCAAGACCCAGGAGAGCUCGGUGGUCAAGAAAUCCUGCUACCCCCGCUGGAACGAGACCUUUGAGUUUGACCUGGACGAGUCAGCCACAGAGAAGCUCUGCAUUGAAGUGUGGGACUGGGAUCUCGUCAGCAGGAAUGACUUCCUGGGGAAGGUGGUGUUUAAUAUCCAGGGGUCACAGACCAUUCAGCAAGAGGAAGGAUGGUUCAGGCUGAGGCCAGAUAAAUCCAAGCCCAGAGUGGAUGAAGGCAACCUGGGCUCCCUGCAGCUGCAGGUGAGGCUUCGAGAUGAGACGGUGCUGCCAGGCAGUUACUACCAGCCUCUGGUCCAGCUGCUGUGCCAAGAAGUAAAAGCAGGGCCCAAGCAGGAUGGGAAGCUUCGUUUAAUCACCCUGAUUGACGAAACCACGACGGCGGAGUGCAGGCAGGAAGUGGCCAUCAACCUCAUCAAGCUCUUCCUAGGCCAAGGCUUGGCCAAAGAGUUCCUGGAUCUCCUUUUCAAGCUGGAGCUGGAUAAAACGGAUGAGCCAAACACGUUAUUCCGGAGCAACUCCCUGGCCUCGAAGUCGAUGGAAUCCUUUCUGAAGGUGACAGGGAUGCAGUAUUUGCACAGUGUCCUGGGGCCGACAGUGAAUCGAGUCUUUGACGAGAAGAAGUACAUCGAGCUGGAUCCCAGCAAGGUGGAGAUUAAAGAGGUCGGGUGCUCCGGGCUCCAUCGGAUCCAGACAGAGAGCGAGGUGAUCCAGCAGAGCACCCAGCACCUGCAGUCCUACCUGACCGACCUGCUCAUCACUAUUGCUAAGUCGGUGAGGACGUGUCCCGCCACCAUCCGUGCCACCUUCAGGCAGCUCUUCAAGCGGGUCGAGGAGCACUUCCCAGAGAACAAACACAAGAACGUGAAAUUCAUUGCCGUCACCAGCUUCCUCUGCCUGCGCUUCUUCUCUCCUGCCAUCAUGUCCCCCAAGCUCUUCCACCUGCGGGAGAAGCAUGCGGAUGCCCGCACCAGUCGGACCCUGCUGCUCCUAGCCAAGGCUAUCCAGACCGUGGGGAACAUGGACGCUGCCGCCAGCCGGGCCAAGGAAGGCUGGAUGGCCCCUCUACAGCCCACCAUCCAGCAGAGCAUCUCCCAGAUGAAGGAGUUCAUCACCAGGCUCAUAGACAUCAAGGAGAAGGAAGAGGUGGACCAGCCAAAGGCGCAGACACUGGUUGUGAAGGAGGGGCCGUUAUUCAUCCACAGGGGCAAAGGCAAAGGGCCGCUGCUGUCAUCUUCCUUUAAGAAACUCCACUUCUCGUUGACGAGUGAGGCCCUCAGCUUUGCCAAGACGCCCAGCUCCAAGAAAAGCUCCUUCAUCAGCCUGUCCAACAUCCGGGCAGCCGAGAAGGUGGAGGAGAAAAGCUUUGGCAGCUCCCACGUGAUGCAGAUCAUCUACGCUGAUGAGGCAGGGCAGCUGGAGAUGGCCUAUCUGCAGUGCAAGUGCGUCAAUGAGCUGAACCAGUGGCUCUCGGCCCUGAGGAAAGUCUGCGUUAACAACGCCGAGAUGCUGGGCUCCUAUCACCCGGGAGUGUUCAAAGGAGACAAAUGGAGCUGCUGCCACCAAAAGGAGAAAACAGGUUUGGGAUGUGAUAAAACCCGGCACGGAGUCACUCUGCAGGAAUGGAAUGACCCCCUGGAUCCAGAUCUAGAGGCUCAAUUAACUUUUAGACACCUGUUUGGAGUGAGGGAGUUAAUGAGGGAAAAGUAUCUGGAGAUGAUGACAGAGAAAAAUGAAAACCUUCUUCUACGCCAAAGUGGAGACCCCGAAAAUGUGGACGGCCCCACAAGGCUAUUCCAGGUGCUGCAGGACCUCGAAGACGCCCAUCACACAGCUGUCUUCAGCUCAGGCACCCUAGUUGACGGGGACAGAAACUGCCUCCUGGAGCUGCAGACGUGACUCCUGGAGUGAGCCACUCCGUCGGGGCGAUGCCGCUGCCUCUCAUUCUGCUCACUUGGUCCUGCUGCAUCCAUCAGAGCUGCCAACACUAGACAUCUUUUCAAUGGGAACUCCCUCGACACCGUGUGCUCUCGCCAUCACCCCACUGCUCAAAAAGCCAUGUCAUGGACUUCUGCCAGCUUAGCGUGUCUCCAUUAGCGACCAACUUGUCAAUGACCCUCUUGUGCUCUCACUAAUCCCCAGAGCGGCAUGGGCGCCUGUGCUGUAUCCAGAAGGUAGUGCAGAAGGUUUCAUGUCUCUCCACUAUUAUUUUUACCUUUCAGUCAAGAUCCAGCUGUUUUGUCAAGCCUGGUCUGAUGUGAAAUCGUAGUUCCUCAGUUCAACCUUAUAUAUGAGCUGCUUCACCCUGUGGGUUUGAGACACCAAGGUCAAAAUGACUCGGUGGAGCACUGAAGCCAGUAAUAAUGCACAGGCUGAUGCAUCCACAGAAGAGGAGGCGGAAUCUGUUAGGGCAGGGGACUGGGAGUCAGGUGGCCUGGAUUCCAUACACUCUUCUGCCACUGACCCACAGUAUGAGAUGGAGCAGGUCAUUUGACCCUGGUGUGUUCCUCAGUUUCCCCAUCUCUGAAAUAGGGAUGAUGAGACUUCCCCUCCUUUGUUAAAGUGCUUUGCCAUCCUCUGAUGAAAAGUGCAAUGGAGGAGUGAAGUAUCCGUUAACUGGAGAUGCUGGCUGACGCCUGGAAUUUUAUAACCAUCGUCACUGAGCAGCACAUCCAUCUGUCUCACUGGGUUGUAGCUGAGGUAAAGGAAUGCAGAUUCAGCUUAUUGAAUGAACAUGGACAAGUCUUGAGUCAGCACCUCAGACCCCAUUGCAUGGUGUGUGGUUACUGCUGGCUGCUCAGUGACCAUUCCACACCUUGGGGAAGAAGAGAUGGGGAAGUGGUUUGUUAGAGCAGGUGAUUCUGAGCCAGGCCUCCUGGUUCUAUUCCCACCUCUCCCCACCCUGGGUAAAUUGCUGUUUUUUAGAAGCAUUUGGCAUUCACCCACAAGGGUCAGUGGGAGCUGGAGGGGCUCAGCACCUCUGAAAGCCAGGGCCUUGACCUCUGCAUCCGUUUUCUGAUCUGUAAUUGCGGAUAAUAUAUAUUAGGCUAAACCAAGUUCUCAGUUGCAAUCCCAUUGGCAGUCACCAAAGGCAGACUUUCACUCCCCAUGCCUAUUUCCCAGGGGUCUUGCAAAGCUUGCUUACCUGUCAAGUGGUUCUUGAUCCCAGGAAAUGCAAAAUACUCUCUGUAUAAUGGCUUCCUGUCUGAAAAGUGCUUUCACAUCCCUGGCAAAAGGUGCUAUAGAGAUGCAGGCUGGCCACUACCACCUGUGCUGUAUUUCAGGCCCAGGUAAAUGGAUGCUCUGAAACUAUUGAGCAGGUGGCCUGGCUCUUACUUGGUGUCCUGCACUAACUAAAGCGCUGGUUAUAAACAGUCUGGUUCAUGGCCAUUUGAGUGUCAGAACAGUGCACCUGCUGGAUCACUGGACCCUCCAUUGAACUGAACGGAAAAUGCCGUAGGUUAGACCUGCUGUUCUGUGCAAUAUUAUCAUUUAGUGCAGCAUAUGGAGUCAGCACAAUCCAGCAGCCUGGUGGAGAGACCCAAAUAGCCAUCCAUUUGCCCCAGAAAAUGUGUCCCUUUGGCAGUUGAUCAAGUACAGGCAGGGACAUGACUGGUGUGUUCAUUGCAGAGGUGGCUUACACCUGAUCAGGGCUAUGUGACCUAAAGCAAUAGACUCCAGAGGAGACCAGUGUCAAAGGGAGUAACCAGGGCAUAUGCCUUCCCAGCCACUGUACAGAAUCAAUGCUAGAGAAAUCUCUGUGUAUUUGAAUGUACAAUAAACACGUCUUUUACCAUGA